CGUUAUCGUGACUGGUGGCGCCUCCCCACCCAACCGACAAGAAGAUAGUUCCGGGUUUGUUUUCCAGCCGAGAGCUGCUCGCCACUGCUGCUUGUGUUCCAGCGUUCAUACGGCAGGACGAUAUAAUGUCUCUUUUACUGGAUAACCAAUUCAAAGAGCUGCCUCCUGACAACUCUGUAGACACAAAGCAGUUCCUGGAGGCCGUCUCUCAUCUUCCGUCAUUUUUUGACUGCUUGGGAUCAAAAGUGUUUACAAUCAUCAAAUCAGACAUUAAUGGGAAUAUAAUGAAAAUCAAAGCAGUAUAUCUUAAGGAUCCUGAGAGGUAUGUUACCCUGCAGCACAUACUGGAGGCAGAGCGGGAAGACCAUGCAGCAGAAUGGCCUAAAGUUGGUGCAACAUUAGCUCUGAUGUGGCUGAAGAGGGGUCUCCGUUUCAUACAGAUCCUGCUGCAGAGUUUGGCAGACGGAGACAGAGAUGAGAACAACCCCAACCUAAUUCGGGUCAAUGUCACCAAAGCCUACGAACAUGCACUGAAGAAAUACCACGGCUGGCUUGUUCAAAAGAUUUUCAAUACGGCGUUAUAUGCAGCUCCCUACAGAUCGAACUUCCUCAAGGCUCUAUCAAAAGGAGAGGAAGUGAAAGACGAAGACUGUCUGGUAAACGUGCGUCAGUUCCUGGUGAACUACACUGCUACUGUUGAUGCCAUCUACAACAUGUACACAAAUCUCAACGCAGAGCUGGACUACACCGUUUGAUUACCCGGGACACAACUGGACUGGAGGCGUAGGAGCGUCCUACAUCAGUAUCCUGUCCGGCAUCCCUCUCAGGUGUCGGGCUAGUCCAGUAUUUUAAAGUUUUUUCUAAUGAGAUUGUUUUAUUUUUUUCCUUCCAGUGUGAUAUUUAUUGAUUUGAUUAUGCCUUACUAAAUAUUAAUUCUGUAUAUUUGGUUUUAAAAUUAUGCAUAAGGUUUUUAUUCUUGUAUAUAAUUUCAAGUAAUUGCAGGAUUGUUGCAACAACAGUGCAGCUCUUUCUCUUUUACAGGAUUAUGUGAUUGUGUGGGUUGCUGCUUUGCUUGUGACACAAAGAACACAACAAUGUAAACAUUGUUAUUACAGGUUACGUAGAAAUUGCUGUUAAUAUCUCAGAUUCAGAUGUUCUCUGCCUCCUGAGGCCUGGAGUUACCUCCACUGUUAACCUGGGAGCAGCAGUCCCAUUUUAAAAUUUUAACAGUCCAUUUAGUGCCUUAGUGUUACUGAAUAAAAAACAUAAUGUUUCCAAAUUACCAUUCAUAUAUUGGCCUGCAAUUCUGUUUUACCCACAAGACAACAGCGAGCAGAGCCAGAACUUUUUUUUUUUUCUUCUUCUUCUGAGGGCUUUACCUGUGUGGAGUUUGUGGUGUGUCUGUGCUUACUUGGUGUGGAGGGUGUGGUUGUUUUGUUUGUAUUGUUCUGUGAUUUCUUCUGAAGUUAUUAAUGUCCCAACUGACCUAAUGUCACAAACAUUUUAUCAAAAAAUAUAUUUUUUAUUACAGGAGACAGCACGUCAUGUGCACAUUUAUUAAUAGCUUAUUCAUUGGAUUGACAUUUUCUGUAUGAAUACUUGCUGUUUAAUUCUGGAUAUAUUCAGCUAUGAUUAAAUUUCUUAUCACAACAUGUUGAUGUCUGACUAAAAAUUUUAAAAAGUGGUGAAACAGUUUAAUGAUUCCAACCAAUAAAAUCACACUUAGAGUUCAUGAAUUUUACUCUAGGUGGUGAUAUUUA
Molecule: messenger RNA, 1760 nt
Organism: Thunnus maccoyii (southern bluefin tuna)
Lineage: Eukaryota; Metazoa; Chordata; Actinopteri; Scombriformes; Scombridae
Product: glycolipid transfer protein-like
Exons: 5
Coding region: 126-755 (209 amino acids)
Biological process (GO): ceramide transport; intermembrane lipid transfer
Cellular component (GO): cytosol; cytoplasm; membrane
Molecular function (GO): ceramide 1-phosphate binding; ceramide 1-phosphate transfer activity
Source: RefSeq, a predicted model, not a curated record